AUGACAUUGUGUUCACUGAUCAUGAGUGGAAAGGAUCAUUGCCACCCCCCCCCCCCUGAAGAACUUCCCACUCCAUACGAGUACUUUGCGAAGUUUUUUGAUGAAAUGAUGUGCGAAAGACUCACAUUUGAAACAAACCUCUACAGUGUGCAACAGUCUGGCAAGAGUUUGGGUGUUACUGGCGAAGAGAUGAGGAAGUACUUGUCUAUCCUUGUGCUCUGUGGUGUCAUAAAAAUGCCGCAGUUCAGAAUGUUCUGGCAGGGUGGGACAAGAUAUGCACCUGUUGCAGACCUGAUGAGCCGGAACAGGUUUGAGGAGAUACAUCGCUUUUUACAUAUGAACAACAACAUGGAGCAGAAACCAAAAGGAAUCGAGGGACAUGACAAGCUCUUCAAAGUCCGUCCCAUUAUAGACGCGCUCCGACAGAACCUAAGACUGGUGCCACCGGAAGAAAAGCAAAGCAUCGAUGAGCAAAUCAUACCAUUCAAGGGCCGCAGCCAGAUGAAGCAGUACAUCAAAGCGAAGCCACACAAAUGGGGCUUCAAGGUGUUCACGAGGGCCAGCUCGUCGGGCAUAAUGCACGAUUUUGUCAUUUAUGAAGGUAAAGGCACUGCAACAGACCAUGGAUUAGGAAUCUCUGGAGAUAUCGUUCUUGAUCUUGUCAGGGACCUACCACAAGGGAUAAACCACAAAGUCUUCUUCGACAACUGGUUUUCCAGUUUGCGUCUGGUUGAACAUCUAAAAAAAGAGGGCUACCUGUCAGUGGGAACUGUCAGGUCAGACCGAACUGAAAAAUGCCCCUUGGCUCUGGACUCCGAGCUAAAAAGUCAAGGCAGGGGUGCCGUGGACUACAAACUAGAUGCUGAAAGUGGGGUUCAAGUCAUCAAGUGGCUUGACAAUGCAACUGUACAGUUGGUGUCAAGUUACGCUGGCGUUCAGCCUACUGACACGUGCACCCGUUGGAGCAACAAAGAAAAAAAACAGAUAGAAGUGACUCGACCAAUUGCAGUAAAAGAGUACAAUGACUCAAUGGGAGGUGUCGACCAGCAGAUAUGCUCAUCGAGUUAUAUCGUACCGACCACAAGUCACGAAAGUGGUACAUGA
Ixodes scapularis (black-legged tick) is the source of this 1104-nucleotide messenger RNA. RefSeq names its product piggyBac transposable element-derived protein 3-like. The record is from RefSeq and is a predicted model, not a curated record. The transcript has a single exon. NCBI's taxonomy places the organism in Eukaryota, Metazoa, Arthropoda, Arachnida, Ixodida, Ixodidae. Bases 1 to 1104 code for a protein of 367 amino acids.